AUGGCUUCUGCGGAGGUAGAAAAGGGGUCUCCAGUGGUGGAGGGGCUGCUGGUCGUGGGCAACAUCAUUAUUCUGCUGGCAGGCCUGGCCCUGUUUGCCGAGACGGUGUGGGUGGCAGCUGACCAGUACCGCGUGUACCCGCUGCUGGGAGUGUCGGGCAAGGACGACGUCUUCGCGGGCGCCUGGAUCGCCAUCUUCUGCGGCUUCGCCUUCUUCGUGGUGGGCAGCUUGGGCGUGGGCGCCGCGCUGUGCCGCCGCCGCUCCAUGCUGCUCACGUACCUGCUGCUCAUGCUGGUGGUCUACAUCUUUGAGUGCGCUUCCUGCAUAACGUCCUAUACCCACCGUGAUUAUAUGGUGUCUAACCCAUCCCUCAUCACCAAGCAAAUGUUGACCUUCUAUGGUGCAGAUUCGGCCCAGGGCCAGGAGCUGACGCGCCUCUGGGACCGCAUCAUGAUUGAGCAACAGUGCUGCGGCACUUCUGGCCCCAUGGACUGGGUGAACUUCACCUCGGCCUUCCGGGCAGCCACCCCGGAGGUGGUGUUCCCCUGGCCCCCGUUAUGCUGUCGCCGGACAGGCAACUUCAUCCUCCUCAAUGAGGAAGGCUGCCGUGUGGGCCACGUGGAUUACCUGUUCACGAAGGGUUGCUUCGAGCACAUUGGCCAUGCCAUCGACAGCUACACGUGGGGCAUCUCAUGGUUUGGGUUUGCCAUCCUGAUGUGGACGCUGCCUGUGAUGCUGUUGGCCAUGUACCUCUACACCGUCCUGUGAACACCAAGACUGGCUGACCCAGUGCACCCCUCUGCCUCCUGGGCAGCUCUGCUUCCCCCUGACUAAGGCCUGCCGGCCCCUUCAGGGCAUCCUUCCAGCCUUCCAUCCAAAGACCUUGGACUGUGUUUCCAGGCUCUGCUGGGACUUGGUCAGGAGGGUCCCCUGACAAGACUAGCCGAGACGGUGUGCUUGAACCCAUAACCAUCCACCCGAUUACACUUGACUGA
Molecule: messenger RNA, 995 nt
Organism: Sorex araneus (European shrew)
Lineage: Eukaryota; Metazoa; Chordata; Mammalia; Eulipotyphla; Soricidae
Gene: UPK1A
Product: uroplakin 1A
Exons: 7
Coding region: 1-768 (255 amino acids)
Cellular component (GO): membrane
Source: RefSeq, a predicted model, not a curated record